Chlorella variabilis is the source of this 447-nucleotide messenger RNA. RefSeq lists its product as hypothetical. The transcript has 4 exons. Gene Ontology annotation, molecular function: misfolded protein binding; protein-folding chaperone binding. The record is from RefSeq and is a predicted model, not a curated record. Lineage: Eukaryota; Viridiplantae; Chlorophyta; Trebouxiophyceae; Chlorellales; Chlorellaceae. Gene Ontology annotation, cellular component: endoplasmic reticulum. The coding region runs from base 1 to 447 and encodes 148 amino acids.
AUGGAGGGUGGCCCCAGGAGCCCCAGCUCCUCCGCCCACGACUCAGCGCCGUUGGGCGGCACAGUGACGCUGUAUGAGCUCCUCGACUGCACCCUGGCGGCCUCACCCGACCAGUUGAAGCGCCAGUUCCGGCGGCUGGCGCUGCUCUACCACCCCGACAAGGCGGGGUGCAGCGAGCGCUUCCUGGCCAUCCGGUCGGCCUUCGAGGUGCUGAAGGACCCGGCGAAGCGAUUCAAAUACGACACGACUCUGCUUCACAUGCUGGACAUGCAGGAGUACCUGAGUCGCUUCUCGGAGCUGGUGCUCACUGUGCAGGGCCUCAGCCUUCCACCACACCUUGCGCACCUGCACAGCACCUCUGCCACAGUGCAGCAGCAGCAACAACAACAACAACGGCAGCCGUAUCGCACUGCGCUGCGCUGUGCGCGCAUCGCUGCUUGCCCUUGA